Fimicolochytrium jonesii is the source of this 957-nucleotide messenger RNA. RefSeq lists its product as uncharacterized. The record is from RefSeq and is a predicted model, not a curated record. NCBI's taxonomy places the organism in Eukaryota, Fungi, Chytridiomycota, Chytridiomycetes, Spizellomycetales, Powellomycetaceae. Bases 248 to 862 code for a protein of 204 amino acids. The transcript is spliced from 4 exons.
CCUAGAUGGCCCGACAUCCCUUUCGCAAUUGCGAUCCUUUUGGCGAAGAAUCUACCCAGUACAAGCUGUGCGAGAGCAAUGUCCGCAUCCACACAUUUUAUUUAACUUCUGGUCAGUCCUUACCCUGCCUCCUCGUCAACCUACCUUGCUUCGUCCGUUGCAAAAGUCGAAAAACUCGUCCCGGUUCCUGGCGACAACAAGAACCUACAUGUGAACCUACAAUAGAAAGCAGAAAAAGCGCGCCACUAUGAUCUUCAUAAAUCGCUCACAGCAUGUUCGGGUGUCCCGCUGGAAUCUGCUCGCGGUUUAUCUCGCUUGGUGUACAUUGGCGUGCGGGCACAUCGCAUCAGCAAGCGACACUAACUCUCGCGGAAUCGGCACCAUGACCACCAUGCAAUACCUCGCGACCGAGCCGUGUGCCGGUCCAAGCCAUCCGUCCUGGGAGGCCGCACGGCUCCGAUUAGUCCAAGCGGCAAAAGUCGCCACAAGCGAUGUCACUCAGAUCAAGCUCAACCGGUUGAUACGGUGUGACCCAUCUGCGGAGCGCCAACUGGAGCUACGUGAACUUGCGUCGGGGUACAUUGGAAACACACGAAGAGCCCGGCAGGCCCUCUGCCACUACCAGGACUCUGUGGUUUCGGUGGAGAGCCUGCAAGCCGAAUUGCAAGAUCUGGUCACACGGGUCGACGCGGUGGAGGACUAUGAGGAAAAGAUCCUGCAGCUGUUGGAAGAAGCACGGCAAGAUCCGCAGUGCUCCCAGUGGGCGGGGCGCAACAGUGUGUACGAAGGGGCUGCGGGAUUGGCAUCUGUCGCUGACGCUGGAGACAUCGUUCUGCCGGAUCCAGAAGCCAUCGUGGCGUGAAUUGCGAUGUCAUCGUCAUGCUCACACAAUUUUCCGUAUGCGCUGUCUACAAACUCCCGAGUCACCUAAUUACAUAUUAUUUAUUUGCGAAAAUG